Molecule: messenger RNA, 3687 nt
Organism: Bolinopsis microptera
Lineage: Eukaryota; Metazoa; Ctenophora; Tentaculata; Lobata; Bolinopsidae
Product: transient receptor potential cation channel subfamily A member 1 homolog
Exons: 1
Coding region: 1-3687 (1228 amino acids)
Molecular function (GO): protein binding
Source: RefSeq, a predicted model, not a curated record
AUGGCAGAAGAUCCGGAACAAGGAAUAGAAAUAUCAAUUCUUCCCCACCAAGAUAACAGCCAUGUAAACGGAGAAGCUUCCUGCCUCCUCCCACCACGAAGCAACAAAAUAGACUUUGCUAAUGGAACCUGUCCACUGGACGAGGUAGCUAGUCCACUGGACGAGGUAGCUAGCUCCGAGAACGAACAGCAGGAGUUCGUACCGGAACUUCCCAAGGUAUGGGAACCUUUCCCGCCAUUUAAACGCUCCAAUAAUCAGAGAAACAGGCAAGAUAACCGGUACUGGAGUCCUCUCCAUGAGGCUAUUGAUCAGCCGGAUUUGAGAAGGAUAGAGGAGAUGGGUCCUGAAAGGAAAUUUUUGAAGAGUUGUAUUAUGAUCCAGGAUCCUGAAAAAGGCAUGACCCCGGCACACCUAGCAGUUUCUAAAGGUAAACUUGACCUUGUUAAAAUCUUACUCGAGCAAGACCUUGAUUUUACGGAGGAGCAAAUAAAGAGCCUCAAAAUACAGAAUUUUGACGGUAGGACAGUCCUACAUGAAGCUUGUAUGUUAGGACAUUUAGAUAUAGUAACCUGGUUAUGUGAUGAGAAUGGUUGGGUUGGCUGGGAUCCAGCAGAUAAAAACAGCUUGAACUGCAAUGCAGCUUUCUUCGCAGCAUCUUAUGGUCAUUUGGGUGUCUUGAAGUAUUUGCUAUCACGUUGUAGCGAAGAGAAAAAGAUAAAACUGAUUAGACAGCGACACAAACAGAAAUACACGAUACUGCACGGGGCUGUUUACUACAAGAGGCUGGAUGACUUAGAUCAGGAGACGGAAGAAAAAGAAGCGGAGGAGACAGAAAAGCGGAAGCUUCUUCAAAAAAGAAAUGAGGAUUUGGAAUUGAAGAAGCAAAAGCCUAAGAAAAUGACCAUGUUUAUGUUAACAAAAGCUGUGCAGCAGCAUGCAUCAAUAAAAGCGGAGGAGCGUACAAAUGCCGAAGAAGAGGAAGAAAGAAAACAAGAAAAAGAAAAAAAACGGAUUGAAAAUGUACAAAAACAGGAGGUAAUCGACGAAGAGAGGCUUGAGCUUGUUCAAUACUUGGUUGACGAGAUUGUGAGACUGCAGAUAUUAAAAAUAAUGGAUAAAAAGUCAAACACAGAAGAGAUAACUGCAUUGUAUCUUGCCGCAAAGCUGGGUCACGUGAAGCUGGUCGCGUUUCUGUUAAAGUACGUCACAAACAUUGAAGUAGACUGCCGGAACGUUAACAAUGCAAUAAUGCUGCACGACGCUGCAGAGCACAACCGAGUAGACGUUGUAAAGUAUCUUUGUGAGGAGUCUGUUUUCAAGGACUUUAUAAUGGAUAAAAAGAAUAUUUGGGCCGCUAUCCCUUUCAGCGGGGCAGCUUCGGGCAACAACCCCAAGAUAAUGAGAAUGAUCCUCGACUACGGCAAAGAAGUAGGAAUAGCUGAACAAGAUAUGAUCCUCUACCAGAACAUUUAUAAUUGGUCAUCUCUACACGACACCGCAGUGAGAGGACACAUUGAGGCCACCAAAUUCUUAUGUAAUCACACGGACGGAAUCCACAUUGUUCCUCUGAGGGAUAGUUUCGGCAGUUUAGCUUUGCACCUGGCUGCAAUGGGGGGACAUAACGAUAUCUUAAAGAUCUUGUUUCCACUGACCGAAGCAAUCAACGAGAAGAACAACAAGAGGAAUACAUCGCUGCACGAGGCAGCCUCUAGAGGAAGAUCUGAAACUGUCCAACUCUUUCUUGAAACCCCUCACGUGUUCCUGUUUAGAAGAGGACAAGAUGACUCCUCUGUGCUCCACGAGGCAGUCCGAUCAGGCUCCACGGAUUGUGUGCGGAGGUUUCUGGAUUUCAAAGACAAGAUGCCUCUGCCUUUAACUAUGGUGAUGAAAACAGACGGCAAUACUCCACUUCAUCUUGCUAUAUCCUUGCAGUACACGGAGAUUGCUCUCAUGUGCCUGGAAAUGGAGACAGGUGGGGGGCAAUUCCGUGCUGUCAAUAUAGCAAAUAAGAAGGGACUGACCCCUUUAGCUCAAGCUGCUAUGGCUGGUAACUUCACUAUAGUCGAUGCUAUCAUGGCAAGGAUUGAAAAGAUUGAGUUGACGCCGUACAGAACAGAAAGAUCAGAUUUUAACUACGGAGAUUACAAUCCUUUUGGUACAUUUCCUUGGAUAUGUGAGGAGGGAAGAUCCGAAUUUAUCGAGAAAAAUAAAACACCCAUUAAGUUUCACGGUAAUGGCACUAUCAAUGAGACCUCACCGAUCAAUUGUCUGAUUCGAAAGUACCCAGAGGUAGUUGUGGCAGCUUUGGAUAAAUGCUGGUGUAACCACCUGACUAAUGACGAGGAAAACAAGAAGCCAGGGCAAAUCGGGUCAACAGAAGGAGAAAGAGUGGAUCCGGAAGGCGCUGGAAAAAGUGAAAAUGAAUUAAAGAGUAUUGCUGACUACUUUCGAGUAAUCAUUGACUUCAACAUUAUUGAAAAAUAUGUUAAGAAGACUAAAACAGAUUCGAACGGCAAACUAAUUGCCGAUGAAGGAAACUCUUUCAAAACAGUGGGGCACCCCUACGAACCCGGUGCUUACAUAGAAGAUGAAGCACCACUUCAGGUUAUGUCCCGUGAAAAGAACGUCGCGCUGUUGACCCACCCUGUAGUACAAGCUCUAGUCGACAUCAAAUGGCGGAAUUAUGGGUUCCACUACUAUGCUAGCUCAGCACUGAUCAAACUCAUUUUUGUAGCUCUCCUUCUCAGCUACACUCUCAUAGUUCACAACGACGUGUUCAAAGAUUCAACCUGGAACUGUACAAAGCCUAGUAAUGAAUCCUCGGAAACAGUGAAAUGCACGAUGCUGUUAUCCAAGAAGUCGGAUACCGCUUCAGGUCUGGGUACUGCCCUACUGGUUUUAGUGACGGUGCUACUACUAGCAGAGCUUGUAGACUUUAUAGACGACAUUUUGGAUAAGAAUCGAGGAUUCAAAAGAUACCUCCAAUCCAAUCUGAAUAUCGUAGAAAGCGUUUCCUACAUUGUAGCGCUGGUAUUUGUCUCUAUGACAGUCUUCUCCGACGAAAUUUCGUCUGGAAUGUGGCAAGUGAGCGCCGCAGCGGUCGUGUGCUCCUUCGUAAAUAUUCUCUUUACUCUGCGGGCAAUCAGCUUCCUCAACAUAGGUCUACACAUCAUCAUGUUCUUUAAGAUAGUGAUCACAUUUAUCCGGAGCAUUGGAGCCCUGUUGGUGGUCUUCGUGCUAGGGUUCGUCUGUGUGUUCCAUCUCUUAUCUGCGGGAGGUAUCAACUCUCAGUACUCCUCGUUUACCACCUGGUCAGCGUACUAUAAGACCUUGUCUAUGGGUGUGAGUGGAGUUGCUUAUGAGGACUAUGAUUCCGGUGAGGAGGACAUUACCAUGCAGCUCAUAAACGGACAUGUGGUGGCUUUAAUAUUCUUUGCGAUUGUGAUUCAGAUUCUCUUUAUGAAUCUUGCUACUGGUUUGGCUAUAGAGGAUGUGAAGGAGAUAAGAGACAACUCUAAAGUGGAGGUGAACAUUGUAAAGAUUCGGAAUAUCUACAAAACUGAACAGCUUCUUCUGAAACUUGGAAGGUUCCUGAAUACAGAUUUCUUCAAGCCAAAGCUUGUGGGUGAACUAAGAAAGUAUGUGAAUAUUCCCCUCUCAGAUUUCAAAAUCAAACACGAUACCUGA